AUGGGAGCAUCUGAUGCAUCCUUGAGUACUACCUAUACUCCUGACCCAUCCAGUCCACUCUUUUUACUUUCUUCUGAUGUGCCUGGUGUAUCUCUGGUUAGUCUGCCUUUCUCUGGGACUGCUGAGGAUACUUCUCAGUUUAAGCAGUGGGAUAGGUAUAAUAAUAUGGUCAUUUCCUGGCUGACUAAUUCCCUAUCCCCGGGCAUAGCUGAGAGCGUUCAAUACUCGGAUACUGCUGAGAGUAUUUGGGCUCAGCUUAAUAGAAGAUAUGGUUCAGUUAGUGGAAUUAAGGUAUUUGAGAUUAAGCAAGAGAUAACAUCUACUCAUCAAGGGUCAUUGGACAUUGCUUCCUAUUUCAACAAACUCAAAAAAUUAUGGGAUGAACUAAGGUUUAUGUGCACUAAUCAUGCCAAUACUUGUGUUUGUGUUGCUAAACCUGGACUUCAAAAGGAGGAAGAGGAGAACAGAUUACACCAAUUCCUCAUGGGUCUGGAUGAGACUUAUGUUGGUGUUAGGAGUAACUUGCUCAUGAUGCAACCUCCACCUUCUCUCGAUACUGCUUAUAGUAUCCUCCUCCAAGAUGAAAAACAGAGGCGAAUUACUCCCAAUUCUCACUUCCAAGGCGACUCUGCUUCUUUUCAUGUCAAUCUGAAUAAUAAAUCUGCCCCUCCUAGACAAUUUACCCAAAAAGUCAGUUUUGAUCAGAACAAGUCCCCUCUUUUAUGCAAAUCCAUGGAUUUCCACCAAUUCACCAAAGGUAAACGAACUGCUGUAAAUGUAGAGGUGCAGAGUUCAGUUUGUGCUUCUGAACCUGCAACAGUUCCCACUGAAAGUCUUGUUUAUUCUAAUUCUGUGAUUCCUGGUCUGUCCAAGGACCAGUAUGCUCAGCUCCUGAUGCUACUUCAGCAACAUCACAUUUUAGAGUCUCUCCCUCAGUCUAGUCUGAUGGCUUCUGCAAAUUUUGCGGGUAUAGUUCCUUCCCCUGAUUGUGUAGGCAAGGUGUCUUAUGGUGCAUGCAUGCUAACUAGAGUCCAUGAGUACACUUGGAUAAUAGAUUCUGGGGCCACUAAUCACAUAACUUCUAAGAAAGAACUCCUCUUUGAUAUUCAGCCCCUAGUUGUCCCAUAUUUGGUCACACUUCCUAAUGGACAUGAAGUCAAAGUCACUUGCGCUGGUUCUCUUCACUUUCUUUCUUUCACACUUCAUCAUGUACUUUAUGUCCCUUGUUUUCAGCACAAUCUUAUUUCUGUUCACAAGCUUGUUGCACAAUUAGAUUGCCUGGUUCUGUUUGGUAAAUUUUCAUGUUUUCUCAUACAUGCCCCUUCAAUGAAGAGGCCACUGGAAAUUGGUAAACAGGAUCAUGGACUAUACAAGCUUGUGCAGCCAUGUCCACAAUCUGAUUCUCACUACUAG
Molecule: messenger RNA, 1413 nt
Organism: Nicotiana attenuata
Lineage: Eukaryota; Viridiplantae; Streptophyta; Magnoliopsida; Solanales; Solanaceae
Exons: 3
Coding region: 1-1413 (470 amino acids)
Source: RefSeq, a predicted model, not a curated record